UCUUGUGCCCGAGCCGCCUCCACCGCUUCGCAUCCCCUCUGCCCGCACAGGAGUGUGUGCCCGAGUGCGGGAGCGCUGGGCUGGGCGCGCACGGCUCUUGGCCUCCCUCGCGCCCCGCCGCGGCGCUUCCAUCCACCCACUCCGCCUUGGCCGGCUCACCGUGCCCCUACCCGGACUCGCACCUCGCCGGUGCCCUUCACUCGCUCUUCCGCGUGAUCUCCCCGCCGCCUUUUCUCUACCAACUGGGAAUGCUAAAACGGGACUGAUGGACGUGUCCGAACUCUGCGUCCCUGAUCCCCUCGGCUACCACAACCAGCUGCUGAACAGGAUGUCCGCAGACGACCGGCACCUGGGCUCCAGCUGCGGCUCCUUCAUCAAGACCGAGCCGUCCAGCCCGUCCUCGGGGAUUGAUGCCCUCAGCCACCACAGCCCCAGCGGCUCGUCGGACGCCAGUGGCGGUUUCGGUCUAGCCCUGGGCGCCCACGCCAACGGUCUGGACUCGCCGCCCAUGUUCGCGGGCGCCGGGCUGGGAGGCACCCCGUGCCGCAAGGGCUACGAGGACUGUGCCGGAGGCCUCAUGGAGGAUUCGGCCAUCAAGUGCGAGUACAUGCUCAACGCCAUCCCCAAGCGCCUGUGCCUCGUGUGCGGGGACAUCGCCUCCGGCUACCACUACGGCGUGGCCUCCUGCGAGGCCUGCAAGGCUUUCUUCAAGAGGACCAUCCAAGGCAACAUCGAGUACAGCUGCCCGGCCACCAACGAGUGUGAGAUCACGAAACGGAGGCGCAAGUCCUGCCAGGCCUGUCGCUUCAUGAAAUGCCUCAAAGUGGGGAUGUUGAAGGAAGGUGUGCGCCUCGACCGAGUGCGUGGAGGCCGCCAGAAAUACAAGCGACGGCUGGACUCAGAGAGCAGCCCAUACCUGAGCUUACAGAUUUCUCCUCCUGCUAAAAAGCCAUUGACUAAAAUCGUCUCCUACCUGCUGGUGGCUGAGCCAGACAAACUGUAUGCCAUGCCUCCCCCCGGCAUGCCGGAGGGCGACAUCAAGGCUCUGACCACUCUCUGUGACCUGGCAGACAGGGAGCUCGUGGUCAUCAUUGGCUGGGCCAAGCACAUCCCAGGCUUCUCCAACCUCUCGCUGGGCGACCAGAUGAGCCUGCUGCAGAGCGCCUGGAUGGAGAUCCUUAUCCUGGGCAUCGUGUACCGCUCGCUGCCCUACGACGACAAGCUGGUGUAUGCGGAGGACUACAUCAUGGACGAGGAGCACUCCCGCCUCGCGGGGCUGCUGGAGCUCUACCGGGCCAUCCUGCAGCUGGUGCGCAGGUACAAGAAGCUCAAGGUGGAGAAGGAGGAGUUCGUGACGCUCAAGGCCCUGGCCCUGGCCAACUCAGAUUCCAUGUACAUCGAGGAUUUGGAGGCGGUCCAGAAGCUGCAGGACCUGCUGCACGAGGCGCUGCAGGACUACGAGCUGAGCCAGCGCCACGAGGAGCCGCGGAGGACGGGCAAGUUGCUGCUGACGCUGCCCCUGCUGCGGCAGACGGCCGCCAAGGCGGUGCAGCACUUCUACAGCAUCAAACUGCAAGGCAAGGUGCCCAUGCACAAACUCUUCCUGGAGAUGCUGGAGGCCAAGGUCUGAUGGCCCAUUCCACGGACGGACUCCCGCCCAAGGACAGAUGGAUGGACCGACGCGAACACCUCCACAGCCACCAGCCUCAACAUUCAAGUCCUGUAUCAUGGCCAUGAGCCGUCGCGGCGGAAGGGGCUCCUUGCCUCCUGGCUGUGUGCAGAGUCCCGGGUGCUGGAGGGGCGGGGGGUACGGGGAUGGAAAGGCAGGUGCGGGGCUCAUCUGUAACUGGCUCUUUUUUUUUUUCAUUUGGUAUGUUGUUUUUUUUUCCUCCGCCACGGGCAAUGCCGAGGCCUGGGCCAGAGCUCACUCCCCCUGAGGCCGGAGACCACCAAGGAGGAAAGGCAACUUCUCCCCACCUGAUCGCCAGGAGGCAGCACAUACAUUUCAUAACCACUUCUGACACCCACCCCACUCCCGGCCUCCACCCACGGCCUGGGCGGGCAGUGUUUAGUGCCAGGACUCUGGCAUACUCAGGCGGGGGUAUACCUUCGGAGGCUUUCCUCUCCCAGAAAGCAGGUACUUUCUUCCAGAGGCCCUGCCUACUCUGAGGUUCUGCCCCCCAGGAGGCCCCACGCCUUCCGCAGUCCAGAAGGUUUCCUCCCUCCAGUCUUCACCUAGGCUCCCAGGCCAGCCCAGCUCACCAUCAGGGGACUAGCCGCCAGAGCUCCUGGAUUUUCCUAGUCACCCCGCCCCCUUGGUGCGCCCCCCACCCGCCUUCCACUGCUGCCCCAGGGUCCCCUCCCUCUCCGCCCCCUCACCCCAGGAACUCCGCUGCGACUUCCUGCCCGACCUCAGAGCUCACCCCCAUUGUGGGUUCCACCAGCCAAGACUUAAGGGCCCACAGGUGGGGACGGUGCUGGCUCAGACCAGAGCAGGGUCCAAGACACCACGCCCCAGCGCUCCCUCUUCUGCAGGCUUCUCCCGCUCCCUGGGGGCAGUCCAGAGCAGGUGGGCCUGGGGUACUGAGGGAUAUGCAGGGACCUGGCCCCUCCGAGGGCACCCUGGGCACUUGAUUCUAGGCUGGCAGCUCUAGGAGGACCUGGGUGGGAUAGGGAGAGGCCCAGACCAAGCUUUGCUGAGCACAGAAAGGCCCAGAAACAGAGAUGAGCAGACAAGGGAACUCUGAAGACAGGGGCUCCACAGAGGUCACCAGCUUGCCUGAUCAGUGGACACCAGGAUGCCCUCUCCCUUGCCUUCCAAAGGGCAGGGUGAACCAGUGUGCAGGAGGGUUUGCACCUGCCAUCCUUGGACUAAGGAGGUAUAGCAUAGCUCCCCGGGUGCACUUAGAUGCCAGCUUUCUGGCAGGAGACCCCCACCCCCACCAGUCCAUCAGGCUGUUGCAUAAGGUACCAACCACCCCAUUUUGCCCAGGACCCGUUUUGGCAUUGAGAGUCUGUUUGCCAGGAAACCCUCCAGUCCUGGCCGAAUGGGAACAGGGGGUCACCCAUUUCAGUGAGCGGCUAUGAAAGUUUGUUAUAACCCACUCAGACUGGGGGGAGGGCAACUUGAACACACCAUCUGGGGCUCAUGGGGUUGGCUGAGAGCAGUUUACAGGACCUCCCAUGGCUGAAGGAGUUUCAAGCAUCCAUCCAAUCAGCUGUCUUCUAAAGCAGAGAUCAGAGCAAUCCUGCCAGGGACACUUUCCCGGGGAGUCCAACACAUUCUACCCCCGACCUCUCGUCACUUUGAGAGGCAGGCAGCUCCCACCCACCUAGCCCCAGGACCAGGAGGCCAGGCGUCCUCCUCCACAGCCUCGCAGCCUUCCGUCUCUCCACACCCAGACACGGCUCCUUCUGAACUUUUUCUUCCAGGAUGUGCUAAGGUCACCGCAGGUGUGAGAGCUGGCUAAAUUCCAUCUGCUGCUCUCAGGUUCCAAGAGACUUCACAGACCAGUGAAGUAUGCUCCCUCCCUUUUUUGUCUGUGGAGUCUUCAAGGCCAGAGUCAUGUGUCUGGCAACACUGGAAUGAUCCAGGGUGCUGCUAGCAUCCUGUGCAGUCUCCGAUCUGGGCGGAUAGAUGCGCAGGUGCCUCUAAGGGACCAGGGGUAAAACCCAGGCCUGCUUAGCUGUUGGGGGCCAUUCAUUGACUCCCUUAGCCUCUCACUGAGUUGUGUGCUCAAGGAGGCAGGGAGCAGAGGGUCGCAUCUCAUCACCCCUGUUCUGUGUUAGAGUCACUGCUCGAGCGUGAGGACCUGAGCUGUGAGCCACUGCAGGGGGCUAGUUCACAACUGGUCUUCACUGUCCAUCUUUUCUAGAAAAAGCACCUCUGAUUAACAGUGCAACAAGUGGUCUGUGGGCGGUGGUUGUUGCAUACACAGGGCAGCUUUGCCUUGCCGGAGCUCAUGCAUCUGUUAGAGCCCCUUUAUACCAGAGGGGGGCCAUGGUCCUGAUGGCUUGGUGCCACUGAGGUGGCUGCUGCUUUUACACUAAAAAACUCUCAUGGCAACAGGAAAUGUACCAGGAACGAUGAGAAAGGUCUGUUCAGUGGGGAAGGCCCUGGUGCAUACUUGUUGGAUCCAUUGGCAUUCAGAGAAGUUUACAGGCCAACUUCUUAGUUGGAAGCCUAGCCAGCUUUUGGGACCUCCCUGGGAAGAGGGGAGGAGGUUGGGAGGGGGGUGACUUAGUGGAGGAUGUGAAGCGAGGAGAGUUUAGGACACCCCAUCCCCCCUAAACAGAACAAAAGUGAAGUUUUCCCCCCAAAUCCACUGUUCCUGGGAAAUCUGUAAAGAGGACAUAACCCUUCUCAGUUGUACUCUCAUGAUACAGGUCAUUGAAAUGAACCAAGAAAUAAAAUGGAAAAAAAAUCCAACCAC
This is a messenger RNA of Bubalus bubalis (water buffalo), 4433 nucleotides long. RefSeq names its product estrogen related receptor beta (gene ESRRB). NCBI's taxonomy places the organism in Eukaryota, Metazoa, Chordata, Mammalia, Artiodactyla, Bovidae. Gene Ontology annotation, molecular function: nuclear steroid receptor activity; zinc ion binding; DNA-binding transcription factor activity. Gene Ontology annotation, cellular component: nucleus. The transcript is spliced from 7 exons. Gene Ontology annotation, biological process: regulation of DNA-templated transcription. The coding region runs from base 266 to 1630 and encodes 454 amino acids. The record is from RefSeq and is a predicted model, not a curated record.